Messenger RNA from Xyrauchen texanus (razorback sucker), 4558 nucleotides. Its product is annotated as S-adenosylmethionine decarboxylase proenzyme-like. Lineage: Eukaryota; Metazoa; Chordata; Actinopteri; Cypriniformes; Catostomidae. The record is from RefSeq and is a predicted model, not a curated record. Gene Ontology annotation, cellular component: cytosol. Gene Ontology annotation, molecular function: adenosylmethionine decarboxylase activity. Gene Ontology annotation, biological process: spermine biosynthetic process; spermidine biosynthetic process. The transcript has 9 exons. Bases 187 to 1194 code for a protein of 335 amino acids.
GCGAUAUUAGCUAGCACUCGCUCACGGUAUUCUCUGUAAAAGGGGAAGACGGCAAAAACAACAAGGCAACUACAUCCGGACUGCUCAAGGACUGUAACUAAGCUAAUAAAUUAUAACUAACCAUAAAGGACUAAUUAAUCGUGAUUCCAUCCGACGUUAUUUUCUGUUGUUGGAGUCUGUCUCACGAUGGAAGAGAACAGUGCACACUUCUUUGAGGGAACCGAGAAGCUGCUGGAGGUGUGGUUCUCCCGACAAGAUGAAACCAAAGGAACCGGGGACCUGCGCACUAUCCCCAGAUUUGAGUGGGACAAACUCCUGGAGAAUGUGCACUGUUUGAUUAUAAGUGUGACUAAGACUGACAGACGGGAAGCUUAUAUACUCAGUGAGAGUAGCAUGUUUGUCUCCAAGAGACGUUUCAUUUUGAAGACAUGUGGAAGCACCCUCUUACUGCAGGCACUGGUGCCCCUGCUGGAACUGGCCCGCGAGUACUGCGGCUUUGAUGCCAUUGAGAAUUUCUUCUACUCACGUAAAAACUUUAUGAAGCCCACCCAUCAAGAGUUCCCUCACCGUAACUUCCAGGAGGAAGUUGACUUCCUCAGCCAGAUUUUUCCAAAUGGAGCAGCCUACUGUAUGGGACGUCUGAAUUCAGACUGCUGGUACUUGUUCACCUUGGAGCUGCCGGAGUUCUGGGUGAAUAAGCAGGCGGAUCAGACACUAGAAGUUCUGAUGAGUGAUCUCGACCCAGCUGUGAUGGACCAGUUCUUCAUGAAAGACGGUGUUUCUGCUAAUGAUGUCACUCGUAUGAGUGGAAUUCGUGACCUGAUUCCAGGUUCAGUGAUUGAUGCCACAAUGUUCAACCCUUGUGGAUACUCUAUGAAUGGAAUGAAAACCGAUGGAACUUACUGGACGAUCCACAUCACCCCCGAGCCGGAGUUCUCCUAUGUCAGCUUUGAAACCAACCUCUCCCAGACAUCCUAUGAAGAGCUAAUCCGCAAAGUGGUGGAUGUCUUUAAACCAGGGAAAUUUGUGACUACUCUUUUUGUCAAUGAGAGCUCCAAAUGUCGCAGUGUUUUCUCUUCACCUCAGAAGCUCGAGGGUUACCGCCGCCUCGACCGCCAGUUGGCUCACUUCAAUGAUUACAAUUUCGUCUUCACCAGUUACGUCAAGAAUCGGCAGCAGAAACAACAGAGCUGAACCUCCCAAAUGAAGAAGCGUAAAAAGAAAUCCAGCUGCCGCGAGCAACAUCCCAGCGGCCGGCGUAGUCUUGUGGCAGAGAGGCCGUUUCUGUCGUCUGGUUGUAGAUCUUCCCCGAGUUUAACCCUUAUGCAUUCUUGUAACUUUGACGUAGAUAUUGUACAUGAAAGCUCUUGUCGUGUCUUUGUAGAUUUUCUAGCCCACUCUUGCUGUGAUCUUGAAGUGCAUGUAGAGUUCUUGAAUGUGGUGGUGUGUGUGAGGCAUGUCACGCCAUCGCUGUACACGCAGCGCUCCCUUCCCUUCCUGCAGGUGUCCCCUCGUAUCCUCCACAGACAGGGUUUCAGACCUCACUAGGCAAAGACCCUGACUUGCUCAGAUCUGCAUCGUCUACCAUGUGGCUCGUGAAUCGAUCCAAAAACAUUUGUUUUCAGUCCGGUUUCUUGUACUUGUGUUUGUUUACUUUUUUGUUUUUGAUUACGUUAUAUUUCCCUACUUGAAAAUGUUCGAUUUCUGACUUUGGUCAGUUAAAACGCUCAACUGCAUACAGCUAACUUUGCUUAGACGGUGAAGUUACUAAACUUUCGAAACUUCCUCGCAUCAUCUUUUAAGACUGUUUGAUUUUAAUACUAAUGAAAAAAAAAAAAGACUGCAUCUUAUUUUAGGAGCUUUUAGAUUUCGAAUUGAUGCAUCUGAUGCUGGUUAGUUAAAAUGCAACAUUCACCUCAAUAUAACGCUAAUUUGAUGGUAACUUUUUAAUUACAACUUCAGUUUUUUUUUUUUUUGUCACUUUGCCAAACUAAAAAUAUUCAUUCUUAAUCUGAUUUUCAUGCACACAUCCACAGAAAUGAAAGGGUGAGACAAUAAUACUUUGCACACACCAAGCAUCCUCUCAUGCAACUUUCCAGAUGUCACCUUUGAGCACUAGAGAAGUGAAUGUGUCGCAUGUUGAGUAACUUAACUGUCACUGUCGAUGCAUCUUCUUUUGAAGGACUGUUAAAGAUAUUGUUUAAUACACUUGAAGUUUCAUUAAAAUGCAAUGCUAAUUAUAAACUUAAUUUUCUAUGCCAGUUUUGAAGAUCUCAUCACUCUGCUGACAGCAAAUUCUUUAUGAUUUAGACCAUUAGAGAAGUGAAUGUUUCAAACGUUGAGUAACUUAACCGUCGCACCAUGGUGAAAGUCUUUCUUUCUGCUAACUGAAAUGGCCUUUAUUUUGUAAGUUGAAUGUAAGAAUUGCAUGGGCUAUCUGAAAAGUGACAGUUUACAUGGUUUAUGUACAAGAUGCCAUGACUGGUUAUGAAUGAUGUGGCAGGUGUUUAAGGAACCGUUACGUGCGAAAGAGAAGAGAUGUUGCGUUCAUUGUGAAGGACCCUGGGACUGUCCAGCACAGAGCCUGCUGAAUUGAAACGGUUGGACAGACACUUUGCUUUGAGUGCUGAUCGCACAGCAAAGCAUUUUUCUUUUUCUAAACAAAAUGAGUCCUCUCUCUUUCUCUACAGAAGCUGGGGAGCAAACAAUAGGCACGCUGCAAUCUGAGCAUGUCAGGGCUGACCCGGAUCAUUCCACAUCCCACUGCUGCAUAAAGUGCCGUUUUAUUCAUUUUUUUUUUUUUUUUUUUUGUCCAAUACGUGAUUCCACCUCUCCAGAUCCUGUUGGUUUUUAGCACUCUUUGUAUACUGAGGGAAAUGUUGUUUUCAUUUGCUAUUGCAUGUGACUAGCAUGUAGUAGGCCGUUUACUGUGCAGCAUCUCCGCUAGGGCCCUGGGUAAGCUUAACAUGCUCCAUUUCUGUUUGUACAAUGUAAUGCACUUAUUAAUUGGUGCUGGGCGUGAUGACCAAUGGGUAUGAUAUUUUUUAUUUUUUAACACUCGACUGAAAAAAAACAUGAGCCUAAAUCUAUUGUUUUUUUCCCCCUUUUGGUGAAGUGUUGGAUUCAGAUGUUUUUCAAAUGGGGUUUUAGAUAUACACUUGUGCAUGGAGAGGGUAGAGAUUGAUGUUGCGGACCAAGCAUUUACAUAUUUUUCCUUUAUCAGACUCUGGGGAGAGUGACCUUUUGGAUAUUUAUUUAUUUUAUUUUUUUUCUCUCUCUCUUUUUACUAGUUCUUUCCAGCCUGUGUAGCAAUGUGUAGGUUGGUAAGGAAACUGUUGGAAGGGUUCUGCUGCAGGGUUGUUCACAGGAAGUUAGGAAGGGGAAACUUUGCUGUUCCAAUUCUCUUGCUAUUUCCUUGGUUGGUCAAGAUGUGCUAAAUAUAUCUGUACUAAGAGCUUGAUGCUUCCUUUAAUAAAGUAAAUAAUUAUCAACUGUGUACUUGUUAUUUAUUUCAGAAGUGUGCACUGCUGAAUUUGAGUCCAAGCAAUAUGGACUAAACGUAAAAUUUGACUUUGUUAUAUACUCAUCUCAUCAGCCAAUCAUGUGGCAGCAGUGUAAUGCAUAAAACCAUACAGAUAUGUGUCAGUUCAUGUUCACAUCAACCAUCAGAAUGGAGAAAAAUGUGAUCUCCGUUAUUAGGACAGUGGCAUUAUUGUCGUUGCCAGACGGGCUGGUUUGAGUAUUUCUGGGAUUUUCUCACACAACAGUCUCUAGAAUUUACUCUGAAUGGUGCCAAAAACAAAAAACGUCCAGUGAAGGGCAGUUCACUCUCAACAUAUCAAACCAAAAGGCAGGUGGGCCACAACAGCAGAAGACCAUUUGGGUACUUGAUUAGGACCAUAGUGUUCCUCAAAUAGUGCUCAUUGAUCAUAUAUUUAAAUUAUUUAUAGGUUACAACAUGUAUAAAUUAUGUUUUCUCAAGUUAUUGUAAUUGAUUCUCAAAAUUCAUAAUUAGUCAUACCACGGAAUCAAUCCGAGUCAGUUUAGCUGGGACAACACUUGUAUUAAAGGAAUAUUCCCAGUUACGAUCAAUUGACUAAAGAAGAGGUGGGACGAGUCAUUAUGCCACAAUUAAAGGAGCAAUAAUCGAGGUUAUAGCGAGGCACUUGCAAUGGAAGUGAAUUCAUCUGUUAAAACUCAAGUAUUAUUUGAGAUGUAAAAUUGUUUCAGUUUUGUUGUUUUUGUCAUGGAUUUAUCUUAUUUUUUUGCAAAUGUACCUUGUAUUGAACAUGGAAUAUUCCUUAAAUAUGAAUUGCAGAAAUUGGAACGGCACACAUUGUAAGUGUAGAAAAGAAGUCCCAUCUUCUGCUGGUGGAAAAAAGCCAAUCACCUUUUUGAUAGAAAUAUUGCCUUUCAGCUAUUUUUCAUUAGCUGGAUCAGUGUGAAAAAUAUACAUUUUAGCAUGAUUGUGAGCUUAAGCAGCACAAUUUAUGAUUGUCUGAUUUUACUGCUUAUUUGAAAUGUUAUUUGAUUGUAAGAUUGAACAACCACUUUGGAA